CCAUAACCCCCAUGAUCUUCAGCCAGCCUCUGAAAUUGGGCUGAGAUGUUGUUCAGCAGGUGAGCGAAUGCAGUUAAUGCAUUAAGAAUAAAUAUUGUAUGUGGUUGGUACUGCGAAGAUAAGCCAACCACUUUAGGUAAAUGCAGAAAAUAUUUCAAUGUCUUUAUCUGGGACACAUUAAAAUAUGUUUUUUUAGACCAGCAAUAUAGUCAAGGAUUCUUUUUACAAAGUAAAGCCUGCACAGUAGUAUCUGCAAAUGAUUACAUGAUGCCAAAAACAAUCCACUACUAAUGAGUUCGAAAACACUAAAGAGAAAUCUUAGUAAUUGUUUUAGUUUAUUUUCUGCUGAUAGAACAUGCCCUCAUAAAUUGCAAGGUUGAUUUAGAUAAUAUUUGUAAUUUGCUUUGGUAACCCGACUUCAACAUUUUUGCUUUUCUAAUUAUUUCAGUCUCAUUUCUUUUUUUUUAGGUCUCGGGGGCAGCCCUGAUCACAUUAUAAUUUAUAUACUACGCCAAGAUUGUCAUGUAUCUUUUCUUAUUUUUGGUUAUUAAGUUAUGAUUAUUGAUUUCAUAUAUAGACCUAAGCCUGUGCAAAGUAAGAAUUUCUAAUUUCAUCAACAUUAGGAAGAGAAGGGUGUAACGCGUUAAAUAGGAUCAAUUAAUCCAAGUCUGUUUUCCAUUUCAGCAUUUUUGCAACCUACUUUUACCAUUGACUUAACACAGUCAUGCAUCUUUUGUAUCACCUCGGUGAUCAGCAUUGUGUCAUUCUUCAGAUAAGAAAGUGUCACGAAAACAAGUGAUACAUGGAAAACCAAAGAAUUGUGACCAUUUGAGACUGCGUAGAAAGCUCCCACUUGUCUUUCAUUUAAUAUUUAUAGUUACAAAGGAGGAGCUACAUUCUUCCCUUAAAAGGUAGCAGCCACCUCUAUCUGCUACAUGACAACGCAUUUGUGAGAAAUGAUGGCAGUGAUGAAGUCCAUCAUUGUAUUUACCUUGGUGGGUGUUUGUUUAUCUGCCAACCAACGUGGUAAGUGAUCAGAUUUACUAGCACACUUUUACUUGUGUUUGAUUUAUUAUUUUCUUGAUUAAACUUUUUAUCUUAAGAUAAAUAAGAAAACUCUGUUAAAUUUGAAGAGAGAAGCCAAGUAGAGCCAUCAUUUACUAAAGCAUCCUAAUUUGGGGGGGGAUGUGGUUAAAUUAAUCAUACUUGUAUACAAAUUGUAUUAAAGAGAUAUAAGAAUACUAAAUGUCUAACAUGACUUAGUAAAAAUAUACUGCUGAAUUAUUAUAUCAAAAACUGAGAAUAAAGUUAAUCCUAAAGUGAACAAUUCAGCAUGGAAAGUUGCAAUCGAACACCUUAUAAUUAUGAAUACUUAAUUAAAAACUCCAACAAAUUAAGCAGUGCUGUAAAAUUUAUGGAUAUGAAUAUAAUAUAUUAUAUAAUAUAAGUAAGUAUAAUAUAUUUAAGUAGUACAUUAAAUUGAGAGAUUGAUACAAAAUUAAUAAAAUAAUCCUGCUAGUGAGUUUAAUUUCCAACCUUUGAGAUUUUUUUUAGAGAUAUACUUAUAGAUUAUACAAUUUUCGAUACUUAAUAAAUGAAUAAUAAAUCAUUUUAAAUUCACAAAAGAUAGUUCUUGUUGUCGCAACCUGCCUCUCUCUUCGUUUACCUGCCAAAUGCUGUUAGAUUGUCAGGGUAUCCGUCUGGCAGGUUUGCUGCCACCUUUUGAGUUAGCGCUAUAUCUAAAUCCUUUUUUUUUUUUCAUAUAGAGUGAAACCAGAAUUUUAAUAAACUAGAGAAGACGUAUUGUAGACAAUAAAAUGUAGAGACAAUGUAGCAGUGGAGAAUAUAGAGUAGAUACAUGGAGAGAUAGAACAUCAGCUGAAGUCAUAGGACACACUCUCGAUUGUGAUUAAGGAAUUACUUAAAUAAAUAGAUAUGCAUGCAGGUGAACAUAGAAUUUAUAGAAGUAUUUGUCGAAGGAUACUAUGAAGGUGUAUAGGGAUUUAUCAGUCCUUUCUCUUAUAAUAUCCAUACUGGACAGAUUAACAAUGGGGAAUAGACAUUUGUUCUGUCCUAAUCUCCUAGAUUUAGGUUUGCAUCUAAUCAGAAGUUAUAUCUUUCUUUGUAUCAGGCUCACGCCCAUUUUCAUUCCCGGGGAAGCCGGUUCAAGAAAUUUCUUCAUUUAAGAGAAGUAUAGAGUUCAGCAAUUCUGGAUCAGUCAAUACCAAUCCUCACAAAAAUAAUCUAAAAAUAAACUCUCAACCAGAAACAUUUUCCCUGGCGAACCCUCAUGCUAGGAACAAUAUUCCUGGAGGUAAGUGAACAUCUACAACAGUCGACUAGUUAGGUUACAGGUUUUCCAUUUUUUCGUUUUCUUUUGCUCAAAAAUGUAUAUGUUCUCAGCUUAUAUGUACAGUGGAAUAUGAGUAUUUGUUUAAUAUUUAGUAUAAUCAUGUUAGAAUGACCGUUUACAUAAUAUAUUUAUAUAUAUUAGGCAGGAUACUACUUUAACAAGUUUAUAAUGCCCAGUUUAUAACCCCCCCCAGCACAAUAUGACUCUUUGCUAAUGAAAUGUAAGAAGAGUAAUCUCUACUUCCAAAAUUUAGCAUUCGACAUUCGAAAAGAACUUCCAAUAUGUGCGAUAAGAUACAUAUGCGUUCAAUAUGGAAAUUGAAAAUUCAGUCGGUUAUUAGGAAAGGACCACUUACUCUUGCAAAGUCCCCAGGUUACCCAUACCCAGUGCAAAAUGAAUGAUUAAUCAUUUAAUUGAGGUUGCAUUAGAUUUACUUUUCUUUUUAUAUUUUGAUAUAUUUUACCAAUUAGCAUCACUGUGAUAGUUCUUUACUUUAUUUUUUGUUAUUUAUCCAAUUAUGUUUUGAUAAGUAAUCCCUGCAUUAAAAUAGGAAAUUCGUUACAUUGAUGAUUGCAGUGGUUUAUAGUGGGGAAUAUAUUUAAAGAACAGUUGCUGUGUAAAGUUUAUAACUAACCCUUGUAUCUUUGCACAGUGAUUAAGUGUUCCUUCUUUUUGUAUAUAGGACCAUGAUAUAAUUGUGCUUACACUCUAAAAAAUACAACUGAUUUCUGCUAAUUUAUGUAUAUAUAUAUAUAUAUAUAUAUAUAUGUAAAUAUAAAGUAGAACCUACAUACUUGUGUAUAUAAUUUACUUAUUUAGUUUAACACAUAAAAAUAUGAAUGUAAACUAUAUAACUUUGUAACUGAUACACCAUAACAUGGAUUACAUGGAAUGAAAUAUGUUCUAUAAGUUUAUUGUAAUGACAAUGUUUUGAAGAAGGUGUGUGAUGCUAAAUGUAGGCAUUAGCUUAAUUGCAUUAAAUAAUACAGAUUCAUUGUGGAGGUGACUCUCCAUUUAGGACAAAGAUUUAAGAUGUUUUCAAGGAUACAUUUUUUGUGGUGUACAAUGCAUAUUAAUUAUAGUAUGAAAAAAUUAUAAUUUCAAAGCGUUCCACCACUUUCUGUAAAUGUAAUGGUAUUCUCUUAUGACACAUUUAAUAUGUUACUAAACAGAUGUCUACUUUGCCUUAAUCAUUUAAUCAACCAAGGCAUAGGUUAUGUAAGAAAAUACUGUUCAAGCUUACAUGAAUGAACAUCUUCAGUAAGCCCUUACUUUGAAUGCCAAAAAAGUUGGUAUAAAUUAUGAGUCAAGUUAAUAUCCCCUGGAAUUGGUUUGUCAAGAAAAAUAGUCAAAUUCUCACAUUGACCAACUUUCCAAAUGACCAAUCGAAGGCAAAGGGAAGAAGUGUAGACAAUAAAUGGUGAUAAAUAACUUGUUUAACACCUUAAGGACCAAACUUCCAGAAUAAAAGGGAAUCAAGACAUGUCACACAUGUCAUGUGUCCUUAAGGGGCUAAGUAGAUAGGAAAAAUAUACAAUUGUCAAUUAUAAUGAUACAUUUGGCAAUUAAUAUACCAUGUGUCGCAGAGUAAAGCAAAGUCUGAAUUAUAUAUGCAUUUCAUAUUCAUUUGAGAUUGUGUUUCCACAGCUAACAUUCCACAGCAUCCACAGGAAGCACAGGCCAAGCCUGUUAAAGAUUCAGACAAAGCACAUUCCGUUGAGCAGACAUCCUUAAAGCGAGAAAUUUCCAAUAACAUUGCACAAAACACUACAGAUUCUGAAGUGCCUGCCAUUGUAGAAAAUGCAGGAGAUGAAAAUGUAUAUUCUUCCAUUGUCAAUGAUACCUCUCCAAGCAACAAUAACGAAGUAGAGUCCUCUAAAUCUUCCUCUGAAUCGUCCUCUAAAUCUUCCUCUGAAUCGUCCUCUGAAUCGUCCUCUAAAUCCUCCUCUAAAUCUUUUAGUGAGGAAUCAAAACAUGUAAAUUCCAAACAUGUCCCUCAACACCAAGAAUCUAAAUCCAGUAGUGAAAGUAAUGAGUUAUUGGCAGAGAGCAAAAACCUUUUACAAUUUGUGAAACCCAAUCCAAACUUUCAACCCUUAAGAAAAAACUAUUUUUCUCAACAGAUUCGCAGUUUCAGAAAAAAUAAUUCAGUAAUAAAUGGAGCUAGAGGUAAAAAACAAUACAGGCGUCUGAAUUCUCGCUGAUAAGCUUCUCUGGAAUGUGAGAAUGUAUCAUUGAUAAUUAUUGGCAAACCUAUUAAAAUAUUAUACCUGUUAAAAUCUAAUGUUUCUUAUGAUUCACUUCCUCUGAUCUGAAAUUUUUAUUCCAGAAAUGGAUAACCCCCUCACCUGAAAAUGUACUGCUUACUCUUUCUCUGCUUGAUCACUUUAACAUUAACUCCCUAUAGUAGCCCAAUAAAGCUUCAGCAUUAUGUUAAAUAUGUGUCUCGUUACUUUACUGAA
Molecule: messenger RNA, 4815 nt
Organism: Pelobates cultripes (western spadefoot toad)
Lineage: Eukaryota; Metazoa; Chordata; Amphibia; Anura; Pelobatidae
Source: the annotation of a GenBank genome assembly